Messenger RNA from Carcharodon carcharias (great white shark), 3888 nucleotides. RefSeq names its product ankyrin repeat domain 13C (gene ankrd13c). Gene Ontology annotation, cellular component: cytoplasm. The transcript has 13 exons. Bases 413 to 1897 code for a protein of 494 amino acids. Gene Ontology annotation, molecular function: protein binding. The record is from RefSeq and is a predicted model, not a curated record. NCBI's taxonomy places the organism in Eukaryota, Metazoa, Chordata, Chondrichthyes, Lamniformes, Lamnidae.
AACGUGGGGGGGGGUGGUUGAGAGAAGAAAAAUGGCGGUUUCAUCAGAAGUAUAGAUCGAAGAGUUUUCGAACUGGACAGUGGCGCUGGCGAUCGGCGGUGUUCACUCUUUAUAUCUGCCCGUAUUUUUUUUACAGUUGUGCUUGGUAUCAUUUUUCUUUUUCCAGAGUUAGUUUACCCAGUGCCUCCUGCCUUCCCGCAGGCUCUCCUCGGUGCCGCCCCCACCCCUCCAGGCCGCUGUCUUAUUCCUAUGUUACCGCAGCCUCCGAGCCCCGCGUUUGACUCCUCUACAUGUCGUUGUGUGGCUGUCGCAGCGCAACAGCAGCUGAAAGUGCUCUCGUUAACCUCCGAGUCUGUGCGAGGUCCGCGGCAGCUGUACUGCCGCCGUCCCCUUUACUGUUUCCCUCGUCGUCAUGACAGGAGAGAAGGCGGAAAGGAUUUCCAACGGCCGCUCGGUGCGUAGGGAUCAUCGGCUGUUCAAAGAGGAGGCUGAGGCUGAACAGGACGACGAAGCGGCUAGGACUAAAAACCGGGCUAAACUCUUUGCGAACCACAAACUGAUCAAGAGCCCGGUUUUCACCACGGAGGCGUCCGCGACCAGAGGCGAGGAUUUCCCAGUCCACGAGUGCGUCUUUAAAGGCGAUAUCCGUAGAUUGUCGUCAUCGAUAAGGACCCACAACAUAGCUCAAAAAGAUCUCCACGGAAACACACCGUUACACCUCGCUGUGAUGCUGGGACACAAAGAGUGUGCCCAUUUACUUCUAGCUCACAAUGCUUUAGUAAAGGUGAAAAAUGCUCAGGGAUGGAGCCCGCUGGCAGAAGCCAUCAGCUAUGGAGACCGACAAAUGAUCACAGCUUUGUUGCGAAAACUUAAGCAGCAAUCGAGAGAAAAUGUAGAAGAAAAGCGACCUCGAUUAUUAAAAGCUCUGAAGGAGCUAGGGGAUUUUUAUUUAGAGCUUCACUGGGAUUUCCAAAGCUGGGUGCCUUUACUUUCCAGAAUCCUGCCUUCAGAUGCUUGUAAAAUUUACAAACAAGGUAUAAAUAUCAGGCUUGACACAACUCUAAUAGACUUUACAGAUAUGAAGUGUCAACGUGGAGAUUUGAGCUUCAUUUUCAAUGGUGACGCAAUACCCUCUGAAUCUUUCAUAGUAUUAGACAACGAGCAGAAAGUUUACCAGCGAAUACAUCAUGAAGAAUCAGAGAUGGAAACUGAAGAGGAGGUAGAUAUUUUGAUGAGCAGUGACAUUUACUCAGCAACAUUAUCUACAAAAUCCAUUACCUUCACACGUGCACAGACAGGCUGGCUUUUCCGGGAGGACAAAACGGAACGAGUUGGGAACUUCUUGGCAGAUUUUUACUCUGUAAAUGGCCUUGUUCUGGAAUCAAGAAAGCGUCGUGAGCACCUCAGUGAAGAGGAUAUACUAAGAAAUAAGGCUAUAAUGGAAAGUCUGAGCAAAGGAGGAAAUUUGAUGGAACAAAAUUUUGAGCCGGUUCGUAGACAGUCACUCAGCCCCCCCCUUGCUAACACAAUCACUUGGGAGGAAUACAUCUCCGCAGAGUCUGGAAAGGCUCCUCAUCUAGGAAGAGAACUGGUCUGCAAAGAGAGCAAAAAAACAUUCAAAGCCACAAUAGCCAUGAGCCAGGAGUUUCCUCUGGGCAUUGACUCGUUACUGAAUGUUUUAGAGGUCAUAGCACCCUUCAAGCACUUUAAUAAACUCAGAGAAUUUGUUCAGAUGAAGCUUCCACCAGGAUUUCCUGUUAAAUUAGAUAUACCUGUGUUUCCAACCAUCACUGCCACUGUGACAUUUCAGGAAUUCCGAUAUGACGGGUUUAACGACUCUAUCUUCAAUAUUCCAAAUGACUAUAGCGAAGACCCGAGCAGGUUCCCUGAACUUUGAUUUGGCUGCCUGGUUAUUAUGGGACUAAGAAGAGAAUGUUAGGUGCUGUGUGUUCUUUUUUUCUCCAUCUAAGAGUUUGACUUGGUUCUUCCUUUGAUGAUAUGAAGAUAUCAUUUGGAGAAACUCUGGAACAUUCCUAAAUGGAAGAAUGGAAAGUCUUACAGAAAUAGACUAUACAGCUUUUUUCUUUGAUUUGGAAAAAUCCCUUUAUUAAAUUCCUGACCAUCAAUUCAAGAUGUUCUAUUUGCAAAAUAAUCCAUUUAAGUAAGAACUUCAACUUUUUCAUGAAAAUGUACAUACAUAUAUCAAUGAUUAAAUAAUUUGGUUGCUAGAAAAUUAGAAGGAAGGCAUUUUGCUGUAAUUCACCUUCAAGUAAUUGGCUAAAUGAAAAGAAAAUAUUAGUGUGCAAUCCAAUUCAUUACUAAAAAGCCAAAUUGCCUGUUAUUUUUUUCUAGAAUUGGUAUGCUGUUACUAUUUUGAUAUUUAUUUGUACCUCCUAUUUUUGGGUACUCAUUCACAGUGUCUUAAUAUUUUUAAAACACUAUUUUAUUAGUGCUACAUUUAGUUUUACAAGUGUUGGGAAAAGGAGAAGCUAGGUUCUGAAAGAGUAACCUACAAAGUGCAGGAUGCAACAUUUAAUUUUGCUGAUUGUACGAUGGUUAUUCAGAAAGGUAAAGGUUAAUGUUCUGCAAUUUCAAGUUAAGUUAAAUCUUAUGUUUUAAUUAGCAUUACAUGAUUCUAAAAGGGAAAUGUAGUUUUUUUGAACGUAAUUGAAAAAUUACUGUAUAAACAUGAUUGUGCAUACACAAUUAUCAGCAAGGUUUCAAAGUGGUGAUACUCAUAUGGGAUAUUAGAAAUAUUCCAUUGCUUCAACUGGAAUUGCAUGGAACUUCCAGUAAGACCUUGAGGUCUGUUUGGCUGUAGUGUAGUACUGCAUUGUUUAGCCAUGCCUGAUGAUGAUUUACCCUCCUAUGUGGUGAGAAGACAAGUGACCAAAAGUGGCCAGUCAGUUCCCGUUGAAUACGAUGAUGAUUCCUAACCUUCUCCAUGUGGGAAAGACCUGUUCUUUUGUCAAAUAAACAGCUCAGCUGCAGCUGAUGCAAACAAUGUCACACUCAAAAUUCACAAUCUACACAGUUUUAAAGUAUUUUUUUGUACAAAAAAGUUUUAAGAAAACUAAUAUAAUAUUCCCAAAAGUUUUUGGAAUAUGUUCAUAAAGCACUAGCUUUUUGGUGAACAAAAUUGUUCCAAUUUAAAGAAUGCACUGUAUAUAACCACAAAUAAGUUUUCUUUUUCUUUUGAAAAAAACCCUACUCCUUUUUAACUUUAAUGCUUGUAUAACCAUGUUUAAAGUCAAAGUAGGACUAUCCAAGUGAGAACUGUCUGAAGGCUACCUCACUCCUGGAACAGAGUAAUGUAACUCUCAUAUAGCCCGAGUUACAUGACAUUUCUUGUAAUUGAUUAACUCGUCCUGCUCAUGACUGCUGACCUUAAGGUUUGCAAAUUCUUUCAAAUCUUAGACCCUACCAGUUAAGUGCGAAGAGUUUUAAUCUCUAAAGAUUAUAUAAAAUUAACAUUUCAGAUUAUUGGAAUCUUUCCUCUGAACUAAUGAAAAUGGAAGCAUGAAGCGAUGAAUAGGGAUGUCAUGAUAUGGAAGUGUUAAAUUGGAUAAUUAGAGUUUUAAAAAGAAAAUGUAUCUUGUAAAUGUAUCAAUAUCUUGUGGUAUUGGUAUGAUGAAAAAUUAGCGUUAAAUUGUUUACCAAAUGUGCUUUGUAUAAAUAAAUAUAGUUCAAAACCCAGCGCAUUUGUGCUUGCUUUCUUUACAUUGUUUUUAGGAAUUUUAUAAAGACUGAGAAAUUAGCAUAAAAUUAGUAACCAUUGUUACUAUUAAAGACUUCAAAUUAUUCAGUUGUUUCAUUUUGAUUGUGAUUUUCACUUAAGUCAAAUUGUAUUUUCCUAUUUGUAUCUACCAUUAAAAAAUAAUAUAAUUA